UAUCACCCGACUGUUAAUCAUCAAACGCAAGUACUGUCAGUGUGAUUUGUGUCAGUAAUCACAGAAUAUGAGCAGAAGCAGAGAUAGUAGGGACCGUCUUGAUCAGCUUGAUGGUGAGGUGAGUGAGGUCACCUCCCUUCUCAAGGACAAUGUUGACAAGGUGUUAAGAAGGGGAGAUAAGCUAGAUGACAUCCAGCAGAAAGCAGAGGACCUUGAGUCCAGUUCCGUUCAGUUCCAGAGAAGUUCCAAAAGUCUUCGACGGAAAAUGUGUUGUUCCAAUAUCAAAAUGACCUUAAUCUUAAUCCUGGUUGUGUUUGUUAUUAUUGCAGUCAUCGUGGUUAUCAUCUUAAUGACUGUGAAACCAUGGGAACAUUCAGACAGUGGAAAUAAUCACCAUGGAAACAAGACACUCACAAAUGGAUAAUUAAUCAUAAAUCUGAAAUCCAUCAGUCCUCGGUGACUUCUUACAUAAAGUUAGUCCCAACUUACAUUCCACCUGCUUGAUAAGUGAUAUGAUGUUAGUGAUUCUGUAUGAAUUAUUGUUGAGUUAUGUGUCAAUCAUAAUAUUGUAUUUUAUCAUUUUUGUCCCAGUGUUAUAUAUAUAUAGAUUCUAUUAUAUUGUAAUUAUACAUUGUUUUUUUGUAUUAAGACACAUGUCACUAAAUAAUAAUAAAAUAUUUACUUACUUACUUAGUAUUCGAGGAAAUUAGUAUUAACAUUAAUUACAACAAACUGUCGGUCAUUAUGAGGAUCAUGCAUUGUUAGAAUGGUUAUAGAGGAAUAGACAUGUAUGCAGUGUAUUUACAUAAAGAUUAUACAGUACAUGUAUUAAUUUUUAAAUUGUUUGUCAUGACACUUGUUUGAGAGAUUCUGUAUGGUCAAUUUGGUUGUGAUGUAGACCAUUUCCUGUAGUUCGAAGUUUAUUGAUUCUCGUCAAGUAAAUUACUUUUCUUUAUUUAUUUCCACUUUAAUUAUUUUAAAGAAUAUCUCAUUAGGCAUAACUUUUCUAGAAAUAUAUUUAGGAACCGGUAUUCUGGGAGCAUUGCAUAAACAAUACGUUUCCUACCUUACAAAAACUUUUAGCUGUUAUAACCAUGCAAUUUUAAUCAUAGAGGCUUUGAAAUUAAAAUGUACUGCUAAAAAUAUAACAAAUGUGUCAGAACUAAACUGGCCAAUGAAUUAUGUCAGGUUAUAGAAUAAAGAUAAUAAAGGGGGUUUUUUAUUUGUUUUUCAAAAUGUACUAAAUCUAUGUCUAUAAAAAGCCAUGAUACAUUUUACAUAUAAAUGUGUGAAAAAAAAAUCAUAGAAUCCCAUGAAAACAUUGUUUAUAAUUCUUUAUUUCACAUUCCAGGUACCGGUAAUUAUUAAUUAUUUUUGGAACUCUGUUCUAAGUUUCAAUGAAAUGCACUGACAUUCAAGCAACUUGGAAGAAUUUCGGGAAAAAAAAGAGAAGAUUUUUCAUGAUAUUACAGAAAAGAAGCCAAUUAGUUCUCCUUAAUCUACAACCAUGGCAGGGGGCUAAAAUUAAUAGGGAGGAUGCUAAUGUCUGUUGAAUCCUUCUUUCCUU
Molecule: messenger RNA, 1567 nt
Organism: Saccostrea echinata
Lineage: Eukaryota; Metazoa; Mollusca; Bivalvia; Ostreida; Ostreidae
Product: vesicle-associated membrane protein 8-like
Exons: 4
Coding region: 68-424 (118 amino acids)
Biological process (GO): vesicle-mediated transport; vesicle fusion
Cellular component (GO): plasma membrane; SNARE complex
Molecular function (GO): SNAP receptor activity; syntaxin binding
Source: RefSeq, a predicted model, not a curated record